Molecule: messenger RNA, 1642 nt
Organism: Drosophila busckii
Lineage: Eukaryota; Metazoa; Arthropoda; Insecta; Diptera; Drosophilidae
Gene: PIG-Wb
Product: phosphatidylinositol-glycan biosynthesis class W protein
Exons: 2
Coding region: 141-1577 (478 amino acids)
Biological process (GO): GPI anchor biosynthetic process; protein localization to plasma membrane
Cellular component (GO): endoplasmic reticulum; membrane
Molecular function (GO): glucosaminyl-phosphatidylinositol O-acyltransferase activity
Source: RefSeq, a predicted model, not a curated record
AACUACUAUUGUUUAUUUUAGCAAAAUCGAAGGCUUAUCUAUAUCGAACAUACAUAGAUUAGGCACAUUUAUCAAUAACAUUUUUUGUACAACAUUUAGUUGGAAAUGGGUUUGACACAAUCAGUAGGCUAACUAUCAGCAUGGCCAGCGCUUUCGUUCAAUUGCCCACAUACUACGAAAUUCCACGCGUCAAACAGGCCCUCGAUAAGCAUACGGAUGAGACGUUUAGACAAAGUGUCACGUCCUUAGUGGUCAUACUGACAACCUUUUCGGGCAUAGUUUUGUCGCGUAUCCUAACGCAUCGACUAUGUAUGCGAAGAAGUUUGGCGUACAUCUUGGAAUUCGCACUGAUUGUGGUGCCGGGUACACUCUUUGUUACUGUGGCAUAUCCAUAUAGCGUCCACUUUGUAGUGUUUAUGGUUUUGUUACUUAUCGUUUAUAUCUGGUGUACACGUGCAUUGACUUACGCUAGAAAUCGUGAUCUGUUCGAUUUGGGCACCCGUCCGGCUUUUCUUACUGUGCUUCGAGCUUUAACCCACUUAAUUACAGCCAUAUGCAUACUAGCCAUUGAUUUUGAGUGCUUUCAUCGUCCUUAUCGUAAAAGCAAGAAUUAUGGCGCUCAGCUCAUGGAUACGGGAAUUGGUUUGUUUGUUGCCACCAUGGCUAUGGUAUCUCGGCGCUCGCGCAAUUUUUCGGACUUACGUCGCAGUUUGCUACGAUCGGCAUUGCCACUGAUACUGCUCGGAUGCGCACGCACUUUAUCCAUAACUAUAAUCGGCUACGGCCAGGACGAUCACGAAUAUGGCAAGCAUCUGAAUGCUUUUUUUAUUCUCGGCCUAACCAAGCUCCUGGGUAGCGUAAUCAGUUACUUUGCCCACAACGACAUGCAGUUACUGCCAUUCUCCUUAGUUUUACUGAUAGUGCAUCAGAUGGGAUUGAGCUUUGCUGACAAUGCCGCCUAUGUCAUGGAUGAAGAUAUUGACCGCUCCUCUUGGCUGAACGCCAAUCGUGAGGGUCUCUAUGCACUGCCAGGCUUUGUGGUCAUAUAUCUGUUCUUUAUAUACUUCAUGCGUUGGUUGUUGUCCAACACGCUGCUCAGUUAUGCGGAAAUGUUAAAGAAACUGCGUCAACUACUCUCAUUCGCGCUUCUUAGUUGGGCUCUGACACUGGUCAGCGUCUAUACUGUGGGCGUCUCUCGGGUCACAUGUAAUCUGGGAUACGUAAUGUGGAUGCUGGCUAUAGUUAUUACUAUGCUUUUGCUCAGCUUAUUUGUUUUUGACUUUAUUAUUAAUAGCGUGGUGCCCACGGAAUAUAAUCCUAUUGAGUGCGUGGAGAAAGGCGUUAAGGUGACGGAAGAAUCAGGAGAGAAAUCUGUUUGGUUUAUUAUCUGCGAAGCCUUGAAUAUGAACGGACUCACGUUUUUCUUGUUAGCCAAUCUUCUCACUGGCUUUGUAAAUAUCUUCUUAAAACCUGAAGAGCGCUCCGAUUCCGUCUCACUGUUAAUUCUACUAGUAUAUAUGUUUGUGGCCACAUGUGUAGUGUAUCAUUUAUUUAGCAAGCGCAUCCGCUUAGCUUAGGUAAUUUUCUUAGCCACAUUGCCUAGCUUUGUGAUUGGAUUGGAGGAUAAUUUUGUAUAAGCGUA